ACCUAGCGUAAGUCUGCGCCACAAGGCAGCAGCUGUCACUCAAAGGACAUUUAAAUGGCUACACUGUACAAAACUGCCUAGCUUUAUCGUACUGUACGAAAACAAUGAUUGGGAUUCCAUUUAGUUAAUGGUACAUUUAAGCAGAGUGUUUUCUGCUGUUUUUAUGCUGCAGUUGUUCAUUCGUAUAUGCAUUGUGAAGUAUUACUCGUAAGUCUAUAUUUUGUCUAGUCUUAGCACCGUGUGUAUACGUUUAAAAAAUGAACGAAGAGGAAGAGACCUUGCACAAAACCAGACAGGGGUUUGAAGAGCUCUGCCGGGCUUUGAAUAUGGACGAGGAGGCGAGCAAUGAUGCCUGGAAGAAUUAUGAAAAUAUUAACAAAAACUACACUUUAGAGGGCAGUGAACUGCAUUGGUUGGCCUGCGCUCUGUAUGUCGCCUGCAGGACGUCAGUUCCCACCGUGGGCAAGGGGACGGCCGAGGGCAACUACGUGUCCCUGACCCGGAUCCUGCGCUGCUCAGAGCAGAGCCUGAUCGAGUUCUUCAGAAAGAUGCGGAAGUGGCAGGACAUGGCCGACCUGCCGCCGGACUUCCGCCAGCGCACCGAGAAGCUGGAGCGCAACUUCACCGUGACGGCGGUCAUCUUCAAGAAGUACGUCCCCAUCUUCCGCGACAUCUUCCGGCCGCCGUCCGACGACCCGCCCCGGGCGCACAGGAGCCGGAAACAGCGACGUCAUCCCUGCACUGUCGCAGAGCUCUUCAACUUCUGCUGGAUCCUUUUCGUCCAUGCCAAAGGGAACUUCCCGAUGAUCAGCGAUGACCUGGUGAACUCGUACCACCUGCUGCUCUGCGCCCUGGACCUGGUCUACUGCAACGCCCUGCUCUGCUCCGCCCGCAAGGAGCUGCUCAACCCCACCUUUAAAGGUCUUCCGGAGGACUUUGGCAGUAAGGACUUCAAGCCCGGCCCGGGCCCGCUGUGCUCCAUUGAGAAGCUGUGUGGGCUGCACGACGGCCUGGUGCUGGAGGCCAAGGGCGUGAAGGAGCACUUCUGGAAGCCCUUCAUCAAGAAGCUCCUGGAUAAGAAGAUUCUCAAGGGGAAAGAGGAAACCCUGUCUGGCUUCUUGGAUCCUGCUAAUUUUGGCGACAGUUUCACAUCCAUAGGCCGGGUGUACGAGGAGCACGUGCUGUCCACAGGCAGUCUGGAUGAGAGGAUCUUCCUGGGGGACGGAGCCAAUGAGGACAUCGGGACGCCAGGGGCCUGCUACUGCGCUGUGGGCACGGAGAACAGGGAGCGCCCAACACACAACCUGCACAGCUCCCAGACUGCCUCGGCCCUCAGAGUCUCCACUCCUCUGACCGGCCGCAAGUACGUCCAGGACGGCGGCGGCGGCGGCGGCGUGGGGACGCCGGUCUCCAUGGCGAUGCAGAGCGUGGGCCGUCUGCACAGCCUGCUGACGGGGCUGAAGCAUGGGCCCAGCGACAAGCUGGCCGGCACACUCAGGGCCUGUGCCAGGGACCCCAGCGAGGCCAUCUCUAACCGACUCAGAGACAUGUCCGAGACCUUCUGCCAGCACUACGAGUCAAACAAAGAGGAGAACAACAGCCUGGCCAAAGAUAUCGGAGUGAAGUAUUUCCGCCUGGCUGAAGCCCUGUACUACAAGACCCUGGAGGCCGUCAUCAACCAGGAGAAGAGGAGGCUGGGUGACAGCGAUCUCUCAGGGAUUUUGGAGAAGGAUGUGUUCCAUCGCUCUUUGCUCGCCUGCUGUCUGGAGAUCGUCAUCUUCUCUUAUCGACCGCCGGGCGAAUUCCCCCGAGUUAUCGAGAUUUUCGAGCUGCCCCCCUACCACUUCUACAAGGUGAUAGAGGUGAUGGUGCGGGCUGAGGAGGGCCUGUUUCGGGAGGUGGUGAAGCACCUGAACCGCAUCGAGGAGCAGGUUCUGGAGAGCCUGGCCUGGAAGGGGGGUUCGCCGCUGUGGGACAGCGUCAGAGGGGCCAAGAAUCGGGUUCCCGCCUGUCAGGAGGUGAUGCCUCCCCAGCACUUUGAGGGCGCCGAGGGGAACAGCACUGCUGGGGGCACCCCCCUCACCCCCAGCCGUCUGAACGAGCUCCGCGCGAACACCGCUGGAGCCGCCAAAGUGUCUGCCUCUCCCGCCACUCUUCACGAUCGCUACAGCUCGCCCCCUGCUGGCGGCGCGGCGCGGAGGCGGCUGUUCGUGGACGGCGAGGCGGGCGCGGAGCCCGCCGCGCCCGUCCGAGUGACCCAGACCCCCCUCAUCAGCGCCAUACCCGCCGGCCAGACCGUGGUCACCAUGGCGACGGCCACCGUCACCGCCAACAACGGGCAGACGGUCACCAUACCUGUGCAAGGAAUCGCGAACGAGAACGGGGGCAUCACCUUCAUCCCGGUGCAGAUGAGCGUGACGGGGCAGGGCGCGGGCACGCUGCAGCCCCUCACCGCGCAGUCCCUGGCCGGGACGCUGACCGCGCAGCAGCUCGCCGGCGCCGCCCCUCAGGCGGCCGCCCAGAACAGCGCCUCCCCCGCGCAGCUGGCCAAGCGGGCGGGGCCUCAGAGCCCGCUCGCCAACAAGCCUCAGAAAACCGGGUCGCUCUCCCUGUUCUUCCGCAAGGUGUACCACCUGGCCAGCGUGCGCCUGCGCGAUCUGUGCGCCAAGCUGGACAUCUCCGCCGAGCUGCGCAGGAAGAUCUGGACCUGCUUCGAGUACUCGCUGGUGCACUGCACCGAGCUGAUGCUGGACCGACACCUGGACCAGCUGCUCAUGUGCGCCAUCUACGUCAUGGCCAAGGUGACCAAAGAGGACAAGUCCUUUCAGAACAUAAUGAAGUGCUACAGGACCCAGCCUCAGGCCAGCAGUAGUGUUUACAGGAGCGUGCUAAUCUCUGGGAGGAAGAGGCGUCACUCGGGCAGUAGUGAGACUGGACAGAGACAGAGCUCUCCCAGCGAAGCCAGCCGAGAGCGUGGGAGCGGAGACAGCAGCCCGGUCCCCAUGCGCUCCAGCAGCACCCUUCCCGCCCCCCAGCCGAGCAGCGCCCCGCCCACCCCCACGCAUCUGGCGGGGGCGCCCGCCGAGCAGGACGGCGAGGAGAGGGGCGACCUCAUCCGCUUCUACAACACCAUCUACAUCAAGCAGAUGCGCCUGUUCGCCCUGCGCUACUCGUCCAGCUCCGCCGCGGCCCCGGGCACGGAGGCCCCGCCCCUAUCUCCGUACCCCUCGUUGAGGACGGGCUCCCCACGCAGGGUCCUCCUGUCCCACAAUCACUCCAUCUACAUAUCCCCUCACAAGAACGGCAGCCCCCUCUCUCCCCGGGACAAGAUCUUCUACUACAUCAGCUCCAGUCCGUCCAAGCGCCUGCGGGAGAUCAACAGCAUGAUCCGCACGGGAGAGACGCCCACCAAGAAGCGCAGCAUGGUGCUGGAGGAGGGCAGCCAGUCGCCCGCCAAGCGGCUGUGCCAGGACAACCAGACCGCCCUGCUGCGCCGGCUGCAGGACGUGGCCAACGACCGCGGGUCCCACUGAGGCUGGACACGCCCCCACCCCCUCGACCUCAGCCGUCCCCUGACCGCGGGUUUCACUGAGGCCGGACACGCCCCCCCGACUCCAGU
Molecule: messenger RNA, 3619 nt
Organism: Anguilla anguilla (European eel)
Lineage: Eukaryota; Metazoa; Chordata; Actinopteri; Anguilliformes; Anguillidae
Gene: rbl2
Product: retinoblastoma-like 2 (p130)
Exons: 23
Coding region: 258-3533 (1091 amino acids)
Biological process (GO): cell differentiation; regulation of transcription by RNA polymerase II; negative regulation of G1/S transition of mitotic cell cycle
Cellular component (GO): transcription regulator complex; chromatin; nucleus
Molecular function (GO): RNA polymerase II transcription regulatory region sequence-specific DNA binding
Source: RefSeq, a predicted model, not a curated record